AGCCUUUCUAUAUAAAACGAAAAAGAAGAAAACUAAUACCAUAAGUGGUAUAGUCUAGGCCGAUACAUUUCACUAUCUCUCUCCUUUUUAUUCCUCUUAUCUUUUCCAUUUGAUUCUCCGACUCACACAAUGGGUUUUGAGAUCCCAAGGUCUCAAUUAUGAUGGCUUCGAGACAAAGAAUGGUAAGAAGAAACUAAAGAGAAACGACCAAAGCUUAAGCAAACAGUGUCUUGUCUUCUGUUGAAAAACAGAAGAAAAUGUCUUGUAAUAAUGGAAUGUCUUUUUUCCCUUCAAAUUUCAUGAUCCAAACCUCUUACGAAGACGAUCAUCCUCACCAAUCUCCAUCUCUUGCACCUCUACUUCCUUCUUGCUCACUACCUCAAGAUCUCCAUGGAUUUGCUUCGUUUCUAGGUAAGAGGUCUCCAAUAGAAGGGUGCUGCGAUUUAGAAAUGGGGAACAAUAUGAACGGAGAAGAGGAUUAUUCAGAUGAUGGGUCUCAGAUGGGAGAGAAGAAGAGGAGAUUGAACAUGGAGCAAGUGAAGACAUUGGAGAAGAAUUUCGAGCUUGGAAACAAACUUGAACCAGAGAGGAAAAUGCAGCUGGCUCGUGCCUUGGGUUUGCAGCCAAGACAGAUCGCGAUUUGGUUUCAGAACAGAAGAGCUCGCUGGAAAACAAAGCAGCUUGAGAAAGAUUAUGAUACGCUUAAACGACAAUUCGAUGCACUUAAAGCUGAAAACGAUCUUCUUCAAACUCACAAUCAGAAACUCCAAGCUGAGAUAAUGGGAUUAAAAAACAGAGAACAAACAGAAUCAAUAAAUCUGAACAAAGAAACAGAAGGAUCUUGCAGUAAUAGAAGUGAUAACAGCUCCGAUAAUCUCAGACUUGACAUCUCAACGGCGCCGCCAUCAAUCGACAGCACAAUAACCGGAAGCCAACCACCACCGCCGGAGACAAUCGGUAGACACUUCUUCCCGCCGUCUCCAGCCACCGGAACAACGACGACGAUGACGACGAUGCAAUUCUUCCAAAACUCGUCUUCAGGACAGAGUAUGGUUAAAGAAGAGAACAGUAUCAGUAACAUGUUCUGCGCAUUGGAUGACCACUCUGGUUUUUGGCCAUGGCUUGAUCAGCAACAGUACAAUUAAAAUUGGUCGAACUGUUUUGUUUUUAUUUAUAUAUAUAUAUAUAUAUAUAUAUAUUUGUUAUGAAUUUUGAUCAAAAGAACCCAUGCAUGUUUUCAAAAUUGGAAUCUAUCAUCAGCUCACUUUGAAAUCUGCAACCAAACAACAUCGAGUUUUUUUCUUCCUAUUUUUAAGUAAUGAGAUGUAAGAAGGGUAAAAAAUU
Molecule: messenger RNA, 1344 nt
Organism: Eutrema salsugineum
Lineage: Eukaryota; Viridiplantae; Streptophyta; Magnoliopsida; Brassicales; Brassicaceae
Product: homeobox-leucine zipper protein ATHB-13
Exons: 3
Coding region: 258-1145 (295 amino acids)
Biological process (GO): positive regulation of DNA-templated transcription
Cellular component (GO): nucleus
Molecular function (GO): DNA-binding transcription factor activity, RNA polymerase II-specific; sequence-specific DNA binding
Source: RefSeq, a predicted model, not a curated record